UCUCAUAUUUCGCAAUUUUGCUAUUCUCAAAAUAUUAUUCAUAAACGCAUACUGAAAUGGAAAACUUUUACUAUAAUAUACUCCUUUCUAAACACUAAUUGACUAUUUGUGGAAAAAUUUAAACCUUUCUAAAAAACUGAAUUACUAUGAAAAUUGUUUUUUACGUUAUACUAUUUGUUUACCUCUUUUUUCAUGGUUUUAGUAUGCACGCUUUUGGAAGAAACGAAAUUAGAGGUACACAUUCUGAUCAAGAAGAAUCUGAAAAAUCUCAUUCUGGAAAAAAUGGGGUGCAAAUGAUAAAAACGACUUUUCCACCAGAAAUGAACGAUUUUUACAAAGAAAAGCAAACAGCCAGCAGUUCAAAAUACCCAGAACCUAAUAAAAUUGAAACGUUUUUGUUUUCCGAUAACCAAAGUGCAGAAGCGAUUCAACAUAAAAUAGAUUGCAUUUCGCACACAGUGGAGCAUCUAUCACCGUUAAUUAAAGAACUGAGACUACCAUUUAAGACGACAGAUGUAGGUAAAGCAACUUUUCAUGGAAAGAGAUUUAAUGAAGAUAAAUCGACAUUAACACGAUUAUUUCUUGUAAUAGUUUUAGAAGUCAAGCAUUUAUUACCAAAUGACUAUGACGGGAAAGUAACAGAAAAGAUAUUUUUGCCAGACAGCAGUAAAUAUAAGCAUCUGCAUUCCUUCUUUCUUUUAUCUUUAAAAACUAUUAAUAUAGGCUCAGUAGAAAGAGCUAAGCUGGUUCAAAUAACAGAAAAUCACCAUGAAAGAAAAACAUCCCGCGUCCAACUGGGCUUGGAAAUUGAUUUCAUCAAAAGAGAUUUUUCUGAAAAAGAACUUAAUAAUACAAAUCAAGAUUUUUCUAACAGACUUCAAGAAUCUCUGAAAAAAGUUUUACUUUUCGAUAGAAAGUGGGAAAAAAAAUCUCUUAAAUUUGAGAAAUUUGGUCUAACUAGCACUAUCGUAGGAUCGGCUCUCUCUCUUAUAUCUAGCACAUUAUGUGGCCUCAGUUUUGCUUUAAAAAAGAAGAGUCUUAUGAAUUUAGACAGAGCAAAGUCUUAUUACCGCGACAAAGCUUGGUGGGUAGGGCAUUUUCCUAUGAUGCUUGGAGAUUUGCUGCAUUUUAUAGCUUUCUACUUCGCCCCUGCCAUUGUAGUUUGUACCUUACAGAUGCUGACAGUUCUGGUUGCUGCGAUAGCAUCCUCUACGUUCAUUAAUGAAAAGAUUAAUAAAUAUGGAAAACUGGCAUGUGCAUUAUGUCUUGGAGGAUGCUGGGUGAUUGCAUUCCACAUACCUAAUGAGCCUUAUAUUGGUAAUGCAGAAACAUUAAUUUUCAUGCUGUCUACUCCAUUAGUCCUUUUUUACCUUUCUAUUCUGUGUCUCACAACAAUUUUUAUGCUCCUAUAUGGGAUUCCAAAAUGGGGUAAAAAGAACUCUUUGUCAUACACAAUUCAAAGUGCAAUUUUUGGAUCAAUGAUUGUCAUUGGAAUGAAAGGAAUUGUUAUUGCUUUUACGGAUUCUUCAUUUCAUUGGUUACCUUGGGUAUGUCUACUUACUGCAGUUCUUUGUCUCUUUUUGCAGUUGGAAUAUCUGAAUAAAGCACUCAUGUGUUAUAAUAGCAUGAUAGUGACAACUCAGUAUUAUGUUUUAUAUUCAGCGCUUGUAAUUUUAGGAUCAGCAUUACUUUUCAAGGUCUGGAAAACUAGCAGCAGUGAUGUAAUUUUAGCUAAUUUUUGUGGAUUUGCCACCAUAAUAUUGGGAAUUUUAAUAUUCACAAUAUUUCAAGAAGAUAACGCAUCAUUUGAUUUUUCGAAGCUUUUUGCAUGAUUUUAUAUUGAAAUCUUGUCAUUUUAAUAAUUUUAGAACUCACAAAAAUAAAAAAUUAUCAUAUA
This is a messenger RNA of Stegodyphus dumicola, 1897 nucleotides long. Its product is annotated as magnesium transporter NIPA2-like. NCBI's taxonomy places the organism in Eukaryota, Metazoa, Arthropoda, Arachnida, Araneae, Eresidae. The record is from RefSeq and is a predicted model, not a curated record.